Messenger RNA from Aspergillus homomorphus CBS 101889, 3541 nucleotides. RefSeq names its product NB-ARC and TPR domain protein. Gene Ontology annotation, molecular function: protein binding; ADP binding. The record is from RefSeq and is a predicted model, not a curated record. Lineage: Eukaryota; Fungi; Ascomycota; Eurotiomycetes; Eurotiales; Aspergillaceae. The transcript has 8 exons. Bases 93 to 3434 code for a protein of 1113 amino acids.
GUGGACUCAGUGGACUCACUGGACUCAUUCAUCAGAGACUUCUCACAGUCUGAGGUGUCUCAAUAUUCAGUAAGCUACCAACCAUAGCUACAAUGGCGAGCCCUCCGAAUGGCCACCUUCGAACACUACGGGAUCCUCUUGAUGAUUCUCAGUAUGGCAUUGACAUUGCCCUCAUUCCUGGCAUUGGGACAUCUCCACCAGAAGACUGGCCGUUCGCAAAACCAGAAUGGCUCGCUACCCUCCCCGGCUCCGGUACUGGGGCACGCGUCCUCGCGUACGAAUAUGCUUCGCCUUUUACCGGAAGCAAGCCUUCAUGGGAGUCCAUGCUGAUGCUAGCUUAUGAUCUUCUGCAGCAUUUAAGUGACUCAAGGUCACGAUUACACCCCGAUCUGAUAUUGAACAGGCCUAUUCUGAUCGUCUGCCACAGCCUGGGUGGCAUUAUCGUCAAACAAGCUUUGUGCAUCGCCAAUAAGCAGUUUUUCCGAUUUGGGUCAAUCGUUAACGCCAUAGCUGGGGUUAUAUUCCUAAGCACUCCACAUCGCUAUCAUGACAAGACCACGAGCUGGAAUAGGUUUCGAGAUAUCCUAGAAACAACGACUGGGAAGAACCUCAAGAUUCCAAGCUCUCAUAUCGAACAAGAAGGCUCUAUUCUACUAGAUCUCGCAGAUAGAUUUGAAGGGAUCUCGUUCCGUACCCCUAUAUUAUCCGUCUAUGAAUUGAGAGAAUCGAAGAACAGCUCGGCGCCAUUACUCCCUAAGUACCAACAAUUGGUCAACCGUGAGGCCUGUUCGACUCAUGCGCCGAUGGAAACAGUCAUUGGACUCAAUCUCAAUCAUCAUGAUACCUGUCUUUUUACGAGGAGUAUUGGCGGCGAAGGCUUACCUGAAUUAAACAAGUUCAUGCGCGAUACACUGGACAGCGCCGCGCAUCUUGUUGCGCUUCGACUUGAGGAUCAGGAGUAUCAAUAUGCAACAAUGAGUGCUUACUCGCCCACGAUGAGCGAAGCACCACUAAAAGGCCAGCAAUUGGAGCCGAGCGAAUGGCCUUCUAAUCAAGCAACCGAAUGGCCAUCGAAUAAAGCGACGGAAGGAACGUCUCUUUCAGGAUUUGAGUUGAUACAUCCUAUUACACCAAAGAACGAGGUUCAAAAGACCCUCCAUAUACCCUGUUACCUUCUCAACACGCAUUCUGCCAACAUAGACUUCUGUGGCCGCGAAGACGUCUUGGAUCGCCUUGCAGCUGAGCUCUUACCUUCGAAGAAUGUAGUUGCAGCAUCGAGCACCGGUUUACGACAGUUUGCGCUCUGCGGGUUUGGAGGGAUAGGUAAGACAGAGAUAGCCCGUGAGUUCUCCCGACGCUACAAAGAUCGCUUUGAUGCAGUAUUUUGGGUUGUGGCAGAUGAGAUUGCGAAGCUUGAUCACCAUUACCAGCAGAUAUCGUUGGCACUUGGACUUGAAGAUGCAUCAGAUUGUAAGAGUCAAGUUGUCAGCAGGGAACUUGUGAAAGGCUGGCUAUCAAAUCCCCAGAAGCAUUUAUCAGGAUCAGAUGAGCCAUUUCAACUUGAUCGGGCUGGCUCAGAAGCGACUUGGCUACUAAUAUUCGACAAUGCAGACGACCCAAUGGUUCUGGCUGACUACUGGCCACAGGGCAGCGGUUCAGUCCUUAUCACUAGCCGUGAUCCGUUGGCCAUAAGCAUGUUUACGAGAAGACCUUCAGGUCUUAGUCUCGGCCCACUUUCACAAGAAGACAGUCUAGCGCUCUUUAACCAUCUCACUGCUACCUUCAAUGAACCGGAAGACAUUACAGCGCGGCAGAUCUCUGAUGCGCUUGGUGGGAUCCCUCUGGCUAUCUCACAGAUGGCCGGUAUCAUACGUCGCCAGGACCUCACUUUGUCAGAGUUUCUCGAGCUUUAUACAGAUCAUGAGGAGCACGCUAGUCUCUAUGAGACUAAGUUUGAUACCAAUAUGGUCACAUAUCGUCAUUCUCUUGCCACUGUGUGGACAUUUGAAAAAUUGAAACCUCAGGCUCGGCAAUUGCUGGAACUACUUGCAUUUCUAGAUCCAGAUAUCAUUCGAGAAGACUUGUUAAUGCAACUAUCGGCAGAAAUGGCUUGCGAGAGUGCACACUACAAGAAAAGUGCAUUUAUCGAGGCUCGUUCUGAUCUACUGCAAUUGUCUCUGAUCCAGAGAGAUAAGUCAAAGCAGCAAAUAUCGGUUCACCGGAUUGUCCAAGAUGUAAUCUUGGCAACAAUGGAGUCUGCGAAGAAACAUUAUAUUUUCGACGAAAUCGUACAAAUUCUCUGGGCGAAUUGGCCGGCGGCCAUGCCCAAGCCGUCUAAGGAGCCAGAGCUACCCCAGCCUAAAUCGAGCGGUGGCAGGCUAUAUGUUGGAAGAUGGCCUGCUUGUGCGGCUCUUUAUCCUCAUGUGCUAAAAUUGCAUCAGCUCUGGUCAGAUAUCGCGUGUCCUUCCGAGACCACGAGAAUGCUGUUCGCAAAGCUCCUCAAUGAAGCUGCAUGGUACCAAAAGGAACGUGGGCGGACAAAGCAUUUUGACGGUUUCUUCGAAACUGCCCGCAGUAUCUGCGACUCCUCGACACAUCCGGACCGAGAAUCUCUGCUUGCAGACAUCCACUUCUGCCUAGGGGCUAUUGCGAUGGAUGCGAGCGACUUCAAUGCAAGCCGCAUUCACAAGGAGCAGUCUCUAGAUUAUGUCGCUGGCAUUUGCAAGAGAUUGGGUACCGAGGACGAGCGGCUAUACCUCGCGUACGCAGAGCGAGGAAUCUCGCGCAUCCAGGAUAGGCGAUACGAGGAAGGUGAAUCCGAUCUCAAGGAGGCACUGCGGAUGCGGAAGGCUCUUGGAAACUACAUCCCCCGAUCUGGGGAAGCCAAUCUGAGCUGGGCUCUUCUCGCGCAGGGCAAGCUUGAAGAGUGCAACACCCUUCUUCUGGAUAGUCUGGCCGGUCGAGAAAAGGCCCUGGGCAAGGAUGAUCGGGAAUCGGUCCGGACCGGGCUAAUUCUCUAUGCACUUGGCAACCUCCGUGCUGAACAAAACGAGUGGGAGGAAAGUUUCACAUACCAUCAGCGAGCGUGGCAGCACAUGCGUGCUACAGUGGGCGAUCGGGAUUUCUACACCGCAAAUGUUGCGCACAAGAUUGCCGAGCAUCUAAUUCGGUCCGGUCAGAGCGAAAGGGCGAUUGCUAUGAUCAAUGCAGCGUUGGAGAUCUGGUCAGUCGAUCCGAACGCACACAAGAACGAGAUUGCCCGCACCACUUUCCUCAAGGGUAAAUUGUUCGAGGCGACUGGCAAGCCCCAGAAGGCUUCCAUUGCUCUUCGGGUUGCCUGUCGUCUUCGGAAGGAGAUAACGAAGGAGGAUCGAGAUGUCAAGAGCUUGACGACAGAAGACUUUAACAGAAUUGUUGCCUUUUGGGCUCGCUGAUGGGCUCUUCUUGACUUUUCUUCUUCACUACUUUGUUUAUUAUCUUUCUCUCUCUUAUCUGUGGGGGUUAAUCUAUGGCAUUCAAGUGGCCAAAAUGACGUGGCUCC